UGCAAUAAAAGUCAGACUUCUUCUAUUUAAGAUGGCAACGGCAGAGGUUAAAAAAAUAUUAUUUAUAGAUACUUCUUAUGACCAAAGAUGGCAGUCCCAACAUUCCCUUUGUUUAAUUGAUGCCUUUCAUAUUAUUCUAAUUUGUAUCAGGAACCUUCCUGGUUCCUCCUUGAAUUUAAGCCCCUUAGUUAGCACACAGUGCAUCUACCAUUUUCACUUCACAUUUCACAACCUUUUAGGCCCUUUACCAAAACUUUUGGCAGCUCAAACAGAUAAGCAGAUAUAUAUCAAGCUAUCUCUAUCUAUUAAUGAAGAUGCUGCUGGAUGCAGCAAUGAAAAUGAUGGAUAUCAUGACAACAUCUAUGCUGAGAACAGGAGAAAGAAGCAAGGGGCCAAAGUGGAUGAAGAAGAAAGCGAUGAUUCAAUGGCUUCAGACGCUUCCUCCGGUCCGAUUCAUUAUCACCAUGCCUAUGCUCACAGCCAAGGUAGUCACGGCACCGCAGCCUCUAAGAAAGAUAAACAAGAUCAUGGAAGCAAGUGUUCUUCUAAGAAGAAUGCAAACAAACAGGAGAAGAAACGUGUUGACAGCAGAAGUAAAAAAUGAUGAAAUUGUCCAUUGUAUAUGAUGCUGGGAUUUUUGUAACCAUGCAUCUUCAUAAUUUGAAUUUGUUGAUUUGUACUCACACCUCUUCUAUCCAAAGGAAAUAUCCAUAGUCAUUCUUUGAGGUAAUGGAAUCACAAGUUUUAUGCAUUUUUAAACUAAAUUCUAUGUUGAA
This is a messenger RNA of Glycine soja, 776 nucleotides long. RefSeq lists its product as uncharacterized. Lineage: Eukaryota; Viridiplantae; Streptophyta; Magnoliopsida; Fabales; Fabaceae. Gene Ontology annotation, biological process: cytokinin biosynthetic process. The record is from RefSeq and is a predicted model, not a curated record. The transcript is spliced from 2 exons. Bases 32 to 604 code for a protein of 190 amino acids.